AUGAACUCUUCCUGGGAGAAAUGCGCGACUGAAUUUGAUCCUGAUCCAGACAUCGCCGGAAUUGGUGUCGUCACCGCUUUCAUUACAGCCUCAUGUUUGGCAAUCCUCAGUAUAAGCCUGUAUCUUGCCAUUGCGAGAUCUGGGUUGAAUAUCAUUGAGGCUCCAAGUAUGGGGCCACCACCUCGUUUUGGCUUUGUAGAAUCUGUCAAUCCAAUUGAUGAGUGGGUACGAAGAAAUAUUUCGGAUCCCUCAGUCAAGUUUCUUGUCAGAUCGAGGUGGAUCAAAGCGCAUAUUAACCACCUGAAGCGCAGUCUCUACUCAUUUGUGAUAGGCCUCGCUGAUACACAGCUUGUCACCGGCAUGGCCAUCUUGUGUACAACGAUUGUCCAGCUACACAAAGAAGAGAUAUCGGUCUAUCAUUUCCAGACAGCGACUAACCUUGCAUGGCUCACAAGUGGUGUACACAUACUAACACUCUAUGCGAUUCGCGUGGAAACAAACGGAGGAUUGAGCAACAAGCCUGUUCAUUACCAUUCGGACAACCGGCAUUAUCUCUGGAAAGCUGCGAUAACUUCGUCUUUGGGCGCAGAUAUGAUAUGUCGAAUUUACGCCAUGCUUAUUCUUGCCGCCUUACUGUUAUACUGCACUUUCAUUACCGGGGCUGGAGGAUGGGACAAUUACGAUGAACGGAAAGCGAAUUGUGCAAUCGGAAUGAAAAAGUCAGGAAGUCCUCUCUCAUGGCUGAUCGCGAGCUAUGUCCUCCUCAUUCAAGGGUAUACAAUCCAGUGUCUGUCAUUAUGGCCCGCAGUCUCGAUAUGGUGGAUGAACUGGAUGAAGAAUAUCGGUUCCGAUGACAGAGCCUUGGGAGCACCAAAGAAUGAACAGAAACGUCGCUGGUUGCGGUUGAUAUUUAUGCCAUUGUAUUAUGCAUUGAACUCGGAAGCACUGGGCGUUCUUCUUUUUGAUGGGGUGCUGUGGUUUGGCCUUGGAGUUUGGUGGAUUCAGGCGGAGAGAAUAUAUGUACUUGGCGCAUGGGAAGGUAUGGAGUCUGAGAGCGACAUUGAGGGCGUUAGUCAGCUGCUGUGCCUCUUGAUACUGGUGGUCCCAUUUUUGCAAGCAUUGCGCACGUAUCACGAGUAUUCUAGAACACUUCCUCGAGAGCUUGACCUGUUCCGUGGUCAAGGUGCUUACGAUAGCGGACAGACAUCGCAGGAAGUAUUGGGUCGUGGUCAUGACAUGGACAGCGAUGACACAGGAGCUCCGAUUCGCUUGGGAUCUGUCACUCUGACAGCUUAUCCAGUAUAG
Fusarium fujikuroi IMI 58289 is the source of this 1305-nucleotide messenger RNA. RefSeq lists its product as uncharacterized. The record is from RefSeq and is a predicted model, not a curated record. NCBI's taxonomy places the organism in Eukaryota, Fungi, Ascomycota, Sordariomycetes, Hypocreales, Nectriaceae. The transcript is spliced from 3 exons. Bases 1 to 1305 code for a protein of 434 amino acids.